This is a messenger RNA of Aureobasidium namibiae CBS 147.97, 513 nucleotides long. RefSeq names its product molybdopterin synthase large subunit. The transcript is spliced from 2 exons. The record is from RefSeq and is a predicted model, not a curated record. NCBI's taxonomy places the organism in Eukaryota, Fungi, Ascomycota, Dothideomycetes, Dothideales, Saccotheciaceae. Gene Ontology annotation, cellular component: cytosol. Gene Ontology annotation, biological process: Mo-molybdopterin cofactor biosynthetic process. Gene Ontology annotation, molecular function: molybdopterin synthase activity. The coding region runs from base 1 to 513 and encodes 170 amino acids.
AUGGCCGAUUCGACUCGAAAGCAAACGCAGUCUGAUGGCACGCCCACUCAAUUUGAAGAAGAUGGUGUCUUUGUUGCUCUAACUCACGACACACUGGACGCCGUUGCUAUCAUGAAUAAAGUUCGAAGCCCAAAAGCUGGAGCUAUUGUCUUGUUCGCUGGAACAACUCGCGACAACUUCGGAGACAAACCCGUGGUACACCUGGCCUAUGAAGCAUAUGCUCCUCUUGCAAUCAGGACCAUGACCAAGAUUGCACGUGAGAUCAAGGACAAGCAUGGGCUGAACGGCGUGGCCAUGAUCCAUCGCCUUGGUGUCGUUCCCAUUGCCGAGGAAAGCAUUCUGAUUGCAGUGUCGUCACCACACAGGCAAGCGGCGUGGCGAGCAGGUGAGGAAGCACUCGAGUUGGCGAAGGAGAAGGUCGAAGUAUGGAAACUUGAGGAGUUUGGCGGCGAAGAGGGUGGUGUCUGGAGAGCCAACAGAGAUGGACAGGCAGGUGUGAAGAUCAGCAAUUGA